AUGACAAACCCCAACGACGUGACGAUUGAUAUUCCCCUCACCGAGACGGUGAGCCGGAGGAGCCAGAACGGCGCCCGGAAAUGGGGGUCUCAUGCUGGGUCGACUGCGCCGAUCACUGGCGAUGAGAGCGACGAGAAGAAGGGCCUGCAUGGGCCCGGUCGUCGACGUCGACAUGAGCACUCGGAUAUCAAUGACUCGACCGGUAAGCCAUCUGACGCGCCGGAGGACGGCUCGCUCAACCGCAUGGGCCGCAUCUACCAGGCCAUCUACAACUUCUCCAUUGUCACUCGUUACAUGAUUUAUGUUAUCCCUGUUGGCAUCCUGAUUGCUAUUCCUAUCAUUGUGGGCGCGACCGUCGCUCAGACUGCGACGAUUGGUGGCGUGCAUAUCUAUUGGUUCUUUACUUGGGUCGAGGUUGUGUGGGUGGGUUUGUGGGCGUCCAAGAUCUUUGCCAAGUUCAUUCCCUAUGUCUUCCAGUUUCUAUGUGGCAUUGUGAGCUCGGGAACGCGCAAGUAUGCACUUAUCUUGCGUGCACUGGAAACACCGAUUACGGUGGUGCUGUGGUGUGUGAUCUCGCUGGUCACGUUUCUGCCGGUUAUGACCCUCAACCCUGGCAUGCGGGACAAGAACGACACCGGAGUAAAGACGUGGGAAAAGAGCGUCAAGAAUAUCCUGUUCGCCCUGCUGGUCUGCAGUCUCAUCCUCAUCAGCGAAAAAACUUUCGUGCAGCUCAUCUCCAUCAGCUACCAUCGCAAGCAAUUCGACGCCAAAAUCAAGCAGUCCAAGCACAAUGUCUACCUGGUUGGUCUACUAUUCGAAGCCUCCCGCAACAUGUUCCCCGCCUACUGCCCCGAGUUCAAGGAAGAGGACGCCAUCAUCUUCGAUUCGCUCCUGGCACAGGCCGCCGGCAAGAACAGCAAGCGGAGCUCGGUGAUGCCCCUGCGCAUGAUGCAGCAGGUUGGUCGACAGGUUGGCCACAAUGUCGGCCGUAUUGGUGACAAGGUGACCGCCGCGUUCGGCAAUGUCGCGUCGGAACUCACUGGUAAGCAGGUGUUCAACCCGCAAGCCACGCAUACCAUUGUCAUAGAGGCACUGGAGCGCAAGCGAUCUGCUGCGGCGCUGGCUCGCCGUAUUUGGAUGUCGUUUGUGGUCGAGGGCCGCGAUUCGCUCUAUUUGGACGACAUUGUCGAGGUCUUGGGCCCCGAUCACGAGGCCGAGGCGGAAGAGUGCUUCAUGGCGCUGGACAAGGACGGCAACGGCGAUAUCAGCUUGGACGAGAUGAUCCUCACGAUCAGCGAGUUCGGCCGCAUGCGCAAGUCGCUGGGCCACAGUAUGCACGAUGUCGACCAGGCCAUCCACGUCCUGGACAACCUGCUACUCACUGUCGCCAGCGUGGUUGCCAUCCUGGUCUUCAUUUCGUUCGUUACCACCGGCUUCGGCACGGUCAUUGCUGCCGGUGCUACUUCCCUGCUCUCGCUGAGUUUCGUCUUCGCGACCACCGCCCAGGAAGUCCUGGGCUCAUGCAUCUUCCUGUUCGUCAAGCAUCCCUUCGACAUCGGUGACCGCGUGGACAUCGGCGACAAGGCUUAUGUUGUCGAGCGUAUUUCCCUGCUGUUCAGUAUCUUCCGCACAGUCGGUGACCACCGAAUGACCCAGGUGCCCAACAACAUCUUGAACAGUCUGUGGAUCGACAACUUCACCCGCGCCAAUGCCAUGCACGAGCAGCUUUCCGUGCCGGUGAGCUUCGAUACUAGCUUCGCGGAGAUUCAGGCACUGCGUGAGGAAAUGGAGCUCUUCGUUCGGGACAAGGAUAACUGCCGUGAUUUCCAGCCGGAGAUCGAUAUCGAGGUUAUUGGCGUGGGUGACAUGGACAAGCUCGAGCUGCGUGUUGAUAUCCGCCACAAGUCUAACUGGUCUAACGAGACCGUCCGGGCCGCCCGUCGCUCGAAGUUUAUGUGCGCUCUGGUGCUGGCUAUGCGCAAGGUCCCGAUCCGGGCUCCUGGUGCGGCAGCUCCUGAGGAAGAGUCCAAGGAGGACGGUGGUGAUGACAGUGAUGACAAGGGCGAUGGUGCUGCCGCGGGUGCCGACGGCAAACCGGGCCUCGCUAAUGGUCUGAACCCUGCUGCGGCUGCCGCCGCGGGCGGCAUGAUGGCCUAUGAUGCGCAGACUACCGGCUUCGACCAGGGACGGUCCUCCGGCACAGUCACCCACCGUGGCUCCACGAAUGCCAGCCAGCGCGAAGCCGCUAUCGCAGACCGUCUAAACGCCCGCUCGCCCGCCGUCCCCUCCGUCGACCCCGCCCGCGACGGCGGCGAUAACCUCUACCGCACCACGGCCGACAAUUCCAGCCACGGCCAAAGCAAGCAGCUGAGCGUGAAUGAUAGCACCGCCGCCGGCGUGACCCGCGGCCUGUCGACCGGCCACCGCAAGGCGGGCGUGCGCGCCUCCUACGCCUCCGAAGAUGUGCCCAUGCCACCGCCUCUCUCCCCCGCUGGAGCUGGCACGAUCCCGUCCCACAACAACGUACCGAUCCUGAACACCCCUGCGCCCCCAGGCUCCCGCGGCAGCACGCGCUACGAGCCGCCCACCCACGCACCCUCGCCCCAGGGAACCUACUCCCAAAACUACUACCAUAACCAAGAGAGCAACUACGACUCGGUCCCGCUGAGCGGCAUCACGCCCGACCGCGCCAUGGCCUCGAGCCAUUACGAGGUACCGGAACGGUACGACCCGUUCUCUCCGCCGUCAAUCUACUCGCCCCAGCAGGCGCAGGCGCCGGCGCCGGCCCUGACGGGCGAGGACAGGCAGCAUGAGUCGUUUAUGUCGAGGACGAUCCAUAGUAGAAAGAAUAAGGAUUCGCCGUACGGCGAGCACGAGCCAUGA
Messenger RNA from Penicillium canariense, 2883 nucleotides. RefSeq names its product serine/threonine protein kinase. Gene Ontology annotation, biological process: calcium ion transmembrane transport; intracellular calcium ion homeostasis. The transcript has 2 exons. Gene Ontology annotation, molecular function: calcium ion binding; calcium channel activity. The record is from RefSeq and is a predicted model, not a curated record. The coding region runs from base 1 to 2883 and encodes 960 amino acids. NCBI's taxonomy places the organism in Eukaryota, Fungi, Ascomycota, Eurotiomycetes, Eurotiales, Aspergillaceae. Gene Ontology annotation, cellular component: membrane.